Dioscorea cayenensis subsp. rotundata (Guinea yam) is the source of this 2506-nucleotide messenger RNA. Its product is annotated as DDT domain-containing protein DDR4-like. The transcript has 12 exons. Lineage: Eukaryota; Viridiplantae; Streptophyta; Magnoliopsida; Dioscoreales; Dioscoreaceae. Bases 37 to 2202 code for a protein of 721 amino acids. Gene Ontology annotation, cellular component: RSF complex. The record is from RefSeq and is a predicted model, not a curated record. Gene Ontology annotation, biological process: regulation of DNA-templated transcription.
UUCUCUCGUGUUUGUACCAGCACUAACUACGUCAUCAUGCCUCUUCCUUCCCAUCUUCUCUCCAUUCCCAUCUCUCAUGCCCUAACCCUACUCCCCCAGCUCCCCCUCCCCGUGAUGUCCGACGACUUUCCGGCGGCCCCUCCCGAUUCCGCGGCCGCCGCCAACGCCGCCACUGCCGCUGCUGCCGCCGCUCCCUCCUCCUCCUCUUCCUCCGAUGAGCAGUGGAAACCCUCCACCCGCAAAACUCGCCCCUCUCGCUCCUGCACUUCUCGUUCACGUGCUCGCCCUCCCUCGCCGCUGCACGACCGCCGGUCCACCCGCCGGGAGAAGGACGACCCGUCGUCCGCUAUCAUCACCCCCCUCUCUCAACCCCCCGACUCCCCCUCUCUAAUCCCCCGCUGGUCGCUCCGAUCCAUGUGGGAGCUCGCUUCUUUGCUCAACUUUUUGAAUGUUUUCCGGCCCUUGUUGAAGAUUAAUGUAGAAUUUUCCGUGGAGGAACUUGAAACGGCUUUGAUCACCCCUAAUAGCACCCUUGAUGACAUCCAUAUUCCUCUUUUGAAGGCAAUUCCUCCUGUUACACGCAUGGCAUUGGGGCGUGCUACCUGGGUUACUGUAUUAUGCAGGAAACUAAAAGAUUGGUGGCAUUGGGUUGCAGAUGGAGAAAUACCUAUUGUAGCAUCUCAUGGGACGGAGAUUGAAACGUACAAGAACCUUGAGCCAGCGACCCGUGUAUUGAUUUUAAAAGCACUGUGUGACAUCCGUGUUGAGCAAGAAGAUAUUCGAAGUUAUAUUGACAAUUCUCUUAAACAUGGUGUUCAACUUUCAUCAUUUCGCAAAGAACGGCUUGGUGGGAAUUCACAUGGAACUUCAUAUUGGUUUGAGGAUGAUCCUAUUAUUGGCCAUCGAUUAUAUCGCGAAAUUAGACAGGCUGAGACUAAGAAGGUGAAGACAAAAGGGGCUUCCCAUGCCCUUCCAGUAUCUCCCCAGUGGGAGACUGUUGCUACCAAUCUAGAUGAGUUUCAAGUUGUUUCAGAUAAACUUCUCGCAAGUAAAAAUAAGACAGAAGUUAGCCUUGCGAAGAAGUUAAAGAUUGACAUUUUACCAGAAGUUGAAAAAAUUCAUAAGAGGAAAGAAAAAUUGCUAAAAAAGCAGCACAGAGAAGCCCUACUUCUUGAUAGCUAUAUGACUGCAGAUGGGCUUUCUACAGGACGUUCCCUUCGUGAUAGGAAGCCUGUUACCUAUACUUUCGAUGACUAUGAUCGGUCCAUUAAUGAGGCUAUAAAGAUAACCAAGAAAAGGCAAACUUCUCCGGAGCUUGUUGUUAAUAGAGAGGUGGCUAAAGCUGAGGCAUCUAAUGGUAAUGGGACUGAGCUAUCGCAAGCUCGGGAAGAAGUAUAUUAUGAUACAGCUUCUCCAAAGUCAAAUGAAUAUGAAGAAAGUGAAGGGGAGGAUGACAUGGAACCUCUUGAUAGGAGCAACCGACGAAGACGAAGGCCUCAGAGAUAUUUAGAAAGAGAGUUUGUUCAAGCUGUUUCAGAUGACGAGGCAGACUUUGGCAGUGAUGAUGACAUAGUCGGUGAAGCAGUGUAUGAUGAGGAAUACCUCAGAAGCCGAAAUCAGAAGAAAGCCUCAAGUAGCUCUGAGGGGGAUGAGGAAUACCGGUGGGAGGGAAAUUCAGAAGAUGAGGAUGAGGAUGAUUCCUUCAGUGCCAGUGAAGAUACAGAUGAGGAUCAUCAUCGAAAGAAAAAGUCUUCAAUACAGAAUAAGCGUGGAAGGAAACUAAGAUUAGUAGAUGAACUUCAGUCUGGUUUAAGACGAAGCAAGCGGUCCAGCCGCCAACGUGUCAAUUAUCGGCAGUAUGACCAGUCGGACUCUGAUGUUGACUCUGCCAAGUCUGAAAAAUCCAAUGGCUCGAGCAGGCCUUCUGAUGCAAGUGAUGACAUGGAAGUGUCCACAGCAAGUCAAGACUCUGCUGAUGAGGAACAUGCUGCUGAAGAAACAAAUGUUGAGGAACAAAAUGACUCCACAGCAAAUAUAGAAAAGCAGCCCCAGUUGGCAGAGAACUUGGAUGCUCGAGGAAAGGAAACAGAGGGUGCCUUCAGAAGGAAGUUUCUUGAUCUCAAUGAGAUAGCCCCAGGCAAUGGUUUCGACGAUGAUGAUCCAGAUGCCAUGGACAAAGAUGAAGGCACCGGAAAUAUUUAGUCAUAUCACACCAGAUCCUUCCCGUGAAUUUCACCGGGUUCUCAUCUGAACUUCAAAAUUUAAAAGCUGCAAGCUUGAUGAGAUUGUAUACUAGCCCUAAGUUUUGUAGCACAUGAAGGGGUUUCUUACAACUCUAAUUACUCCCCUACGAUACUGGCAGGUAGAUGCCAAUACAGCAGAGCAUGAUUAUGGGAAUGAUAUACGAGCAGAGGAUGUAUUGAUUCCUCGCAUCGGUGUACUUUAUUUCUGAGUUGCAUUCACAAAGUUGGAGGUUUAUCAAUCCAAGUUUUCAGUGCAUUGAACA